Acytostelium subglobosum LB1 is the source of this 504-nucleotide messenger RNA. RefSeq lists its product as hypothetical. The annotation marks the transcript as partial. The transcript has a single exon. Lineage: Eukaryota; Evosea; Eumycetozoa; Acytosteliales; Acytosteliaceae. The record is from RefSeq and is a predicted model, not a curated record.
AUCAAUCAAUCAAUCAAAUACAUAAUUAUGUCUUUGCAAAAGGAGGACGAUGGUGACAACAACUGGGGAAUGCAUUACUUGGUCUGCGUAGACGAGUCGAGCUUCUCACUCAAUGCCUUUCACUUUGUAGUGAAACAGUUGUCAAAGGUCAAUGACAGUAUUACUGUGCUACAUGUUUGUCAUCACAUCGAUACGCCAAUCAUCGAUCCACUGGGCGACACACUCGACAAGGUAGCCAACAUCGAGGAGAAGGAGUUGGCUCAAAAGCUCAAGAACACCUAUGAGACUGAGUUUAGACUCAUCAAGACCAAGGUACUACAUUGUAAAUACAUAACAGCCAUUGGAAAGGACACCACUGGUACCAUAAUGUCAUCCAUCGAUCAGAUCAAACCAGAUAUAGUGGCAGUAGGCUCACGAGGAGUCAGUGGUCUACAACGACUAAUGCUAGGUAGCACGAGUCAAUACCUUGUUGAUCACCUCACUAUCCCAGUGAUCAUCGUACCA